GUACACUAAAUUCAUAUCACUGUCAAACUUCAUUGCAACAAACAUUGCUUUAACACCUAUCUGUAAAGUCGUGUUAUAAAGAUGAAAUUCGGCAUUACCCGUUUGAUAGGCUCAGUCUUUUGGACUUUUUUUCUUAUAAUUGUACCGGAUAUAGUAACACAAGCAGCAGAUUCUGAGGUUUAUCCUACUGGAGACCCAAGAAGAUGUGCAGGUAUCAAAGGCAAUAGAACUGGAAGAUUUGAAGUAAUUCCUGGCAGUGGAUGGGACAACCUGAGGAAUAAGGAAAUGGGUAUGGUCAUUGGGCUGAGUUACAUGGAAUGCAAGACAACAGAAGACGGCAUGUUUCUCAUCCCUGAUGGUGUUAGAGCAAUUCCAGUAAAAAAUAGCAAAGUCGAUUCAUAUGCGGAAUUGAUAGAGCAUUGGGACGACUAUUCUAGUAUAUUAUCGAGAUCAAUUAAUGCUGAAGCUGGUCUACAUACUGACAAUAUAGGAAUUAGUGGGAAGUUUUCGGACGAGUACGAAGAUGUGAAAAGCAAACAACACAAUGACAAGACCGUUACAACUCGUGUCCAGGCUCGCUAUAUUCAGUAUAAUGCAAAGAUGGAACCGGAUACAGCAGUAAAUAAAGUUUUUCAAAGCCGUCUCCGAAAGAUAGCAGCUCAUCUGACACUGAACCGUACAGAUCUUGCACGCUACGAAAGUCAGCUUCUUGUACGAGACUUUGGAACACACGUAAUUAACAGCAUCGAUGCUGGAGCUGCCCUUGUUCAGGUGGAUGAGCUAUCCGCGCAGUAUAUGGAAAGCAAAGAAACACAAAAACAAGACGUUCUUGCCUCUGCAACUGCUAGUUUCUUUGGAAUACUAAACUUUGAUGCUGGAUACUCCAAGUCGUCACAGCAAACUGAUGUGGAUGGGUACAGACAAAAAAGAACGAGUUCGAAAAUAAUGACAUUUGGUGGUCCUUUGUUUAGGCCUAUGAAUUUUACAGCUGACAACUGGACCGAGUCAAUUCAGACAGAUUUAGUCGCGCUAGACAGAUCAGGAGAGCCUAUCUAUAAUUUCAUAAACGAUGUUACUCUUCCCAGUGUACACCGUUCUAUAAUAUAUGAUGUUUAUGAAAAGGUAAAGGAUGCAGUUCAUUUGUAUUAUGAGCAUAACACGCGCCGUGGAUGCACGAAUGCAAAUUCGACAAAUUUCAAUUUUCAAGCCAACUUAGACGACGGCACUUGCAACAAAACAACGGAAAGCUUUACUUUUGGUGGUGUUUAUCAGAUUUGUAAAGCAACAGGUUAUGCGGAUCUCUGUGAAGGUAGGAACCAGACCAAUGUGUUUACAAAUGCCUACACCUGUCCACAAAACUACGAAGCUGUCCUGUUGCAAAAAAAUACGCAACUGGUAUCAAGGUCACGUCAAAAAUGUAACAGAUGCUGGAAAUACUUUCACUGCUGUCACUGGACUACUGAAGAAGCACGAGCAGAUUAUGCAGCGUAUUGGUGUGCUGGAAUUGGUUUAAAAGACGCUUUCAAAGGUUUUCUUUUCGGUGGACUUUAUACGACUAGCUCCGUCAAUAGCUUCACUCAAGCUAAAACGUGCCCACUUUAUUACUACUCCAUUAAACUUUUUACCGAUCUCACAGUCUGUAUAACCGACAAUUACGAAUUGGGUACGCAGCAUGCAUUACCAUUUGGGGGCUUCUUUAGCUGUAUUACAGGAAAUCCUUUUACCGACGUUAAGAGGGCUAGGUUUGGACUUCAAAACAGCAACAAAACUGACCUGGAGUCCUAUAUGCUUGACCAAGGAGUUCAAGAAUACAUGCAUUUUUGUCCGGAAGGCUACAGUCAACACCUAGCAACAGUGGAUGUCGAGUGUAAGAUCUAUUAUUGCGUUAAAAGUGGUGCUAUGGCAGGAAAAGGUCUUCCGAAAAUACAAAGGCCGCCUUUUAUGAACGCACCUAAAGAUGGCUACUCUGAUAUACUAGACACAGAUUUUGUAGUAAACAGUAACGGCGAGCUCUGGACUAUCAAGCAGAGAGCAAACAAAGAAGUGCCAACAUUCUUGGCUCAGCAAGGAUUAGAUUACCAGCCCGUAACAAACAGUCCAACAUUAAAGCGUAAUGUUAACCAACCGAAUCAAAGGCCGAAUACUUUAUCUGAUGCAGGAAUUGCCGCGAUAUCGGCCUUGGCAACGAUCAUAAGUGUUUUGGUUGGAUCAGGAAUUGUUGUUAGCAUAAGACGCAGUUUGAACAGACGAUACUGACCUGACCACACCGAGACAUUGAUUCUAUGUUUACUGGUCACAUGAAUGAAAGUGGCACCAAACGUGGUACAUGAACUAAACCCACUGAGAAAUUAUAUAUAUUAUUUUAUCAAACAUGAUAUAUAAUGAAACAAUUCUUGUAGCUAAAUGAACGCAAAAAAAUAUUUUUAUAGCAAUAAUACUAUAAUAGGAUUUGACCUUGAUUAAAAUGUACACACACUUUGUAAUCAUUUGCUUUCAUUUCUUCAUUCGAAAUUCAUACCAUUUAGGCAAUGUCCUGAUUUUACUUACUGUAAUAUUAGAUUAGUUUUAAUUUCUGUGCUGAUUUUAACCAGUUGCCUUGCUAUUUGUCUUACUGUGCUGAAUUUACCUUGAUAAGCUGAUUGUACGCCAGUUAUAUAAUGAUAUAGACAUUUGCCGCAAUGUAAUGAUUUUACCCGCAAUAAACAUAACGUAAUUUUGUACUUUACCUUUUCACAUUAUGUCUAACAUGUCAAUAGAACCAUGUGACGUUAAGAAUAACGGCACGAGUCAUGUUGUCUUGCGAAUGCAAUGUAAUUAAUUUAUCUGACAUUUAAGCUUAGUUUUGAUAAUCAUUACAUACAUACAUACAUAUAUACAUACAUACAUGCAAAUAUCAGUUAUCAUCAUAAACUGGCUUUUUGUGUUUAAAAUAGUAUGAAAUAUUCAGAAUACAUUAAGCUAUUAAU
Molecule: messenger RNA, 2966 nt
Organism: Mercenaria mercenaria
Lineage: Eukaryota; Metazoa; Mollusca; Bivalvia; Venerida; Veneridae
Product: macrophage-expressed gene 1 protein-like
Exons: 4
Coding region: 82-2256 (724 amino acids)
Source: RefSeq, a predicted model, not a curated record